This is a messenger RNA of Vespula pensylvanica (western yellowjacket), 2496 nucleotides long. RefSeq names its product protein abrupt-like. Gene Ontology annotation, biological process: regulation of transcription by RNA polymerase II. The coding region runs from base 209 to 1627 and encodes 472 amino acids. Lineage: Eukaryota; Metazoa; Arthropoda; Insecta; Hymenoptera; Vespidae. The record is from RefSeq and is a predicted model, not a curated record. Gene Ontology annotation, cellular component: nucleus. The transcript has 7 exons. Gene Ontology annotation, molecular function: protein binding; DNA binding.
UAAGAGAGAAAAAGAAAAGAAAAAAUAGAAUAAAGAAAGAGGAAAGAAAAAGAAGACAUGUACGGCGAAAACGAUCAAAGGAUCAUCGAAAAUACGAUUAGAUCAGCUGUUGUUGGCAUGAAUCGAGUCGCGUGCGAAAGUGAAGUGGAGGAGUGUCGCGUAGGUCGCUCUCGUAAGGUGUUUUUGAGGGAGUCGAGUGAAAUAGAGAAUGACGGAUAGCCAGCAGCAGUUUUGCUUGCGGUGGAACAACUUUCAGGCGAACAUCACGAGCCAGUUCGAGGCGUUGCGAGACGAUGAGGACUUCGUCGACGUUACAUUCGCCUGCGAUGGCAGGCGACUUCAGGCUCACAAGGUCGUCCUAUCCGCUUGCAGCCCUUACUUCAAGGAGUUGUUCAAGACCAAUCCCUGUAAACAUCCAAUAAUUUUUAUGCGGGAUGUGGAAUUUGAACAUCUACAAUCACUGCUGGAGUUCAUGUAUGCUGGCGAAGUAAACAUUUCACAAGCUGAAUUGCCUACUUUUCUGCGUACAGCCGAAUCUCUACAAAUCCGUGGUCUCACCGACUCUCAAAGUAGUCAGCACAACAACGAAAAGCACUUGAAGACGAAUAAUGUUCACGCAUCAAAUGGCCGUGGUCUGAUCUCACCGAGUUUGGACGAUGAGCGCAGUAAAACUCCACCACCAUCGAGCCCUCCACCAUUAAAAAGGCUGUGUAAAAGAAGUGAUUCACCUCAAAUCUCUAGUCCAAUACCUACUGUGACGCCUUGUGCUAGCAGUACACCUCUCUCACGACCGCUUAUAGAACCGCAAGUUCAGCUUGACUGUUAUAAGGAUAUUGAUAUUGUGGAGCCAAAAGUAGAACUACCUGAAUAUGGCAGCGAUGAUGAUUGCUCAUCAAAACAAGAAGUCAACACGUUACCUGGUGGUUUCCUCAGUUUGGAUGGUGGUAUGGAAGUGUUACCGACAUAUCCACCAUCUUAUCAAGGAACCAGUAUGGAAGGUGGCAUGCCUGGACCUUCACACGGGAACAAUGAGCUGAAUCAAGAGCAGCAAGCUGACCUGCGUAAACUGCACUCGCUGGACCCACGCCCCUGUCCUGUGUGCAACCGCAUGUACAGUAACUUGUCCAACCUGCGGCAGCACAUGCGCCUCAUCCACAACCCUCAGAGUGUCACAUGCCCUCUAUGUAACAAGCCCUUCAAGACCAAGCUGUACCUCAAACGUCACCUGGUCAGUUUCCACGAACUCAGUGUGGCGGACAGGCAACGCCAGGAGGAAAUCUACCAUCAUCAGGUUAAAGUUCAGGUUCAAGGACAGGGUCAAGCACAGGUUCAGGGUGGAGCUCAGGCUCAAACACAGACACAAGUUCAGGCUCAAACACAGGCUCAAAUUCAGGCUCAAACGCAAGCUCAGGUGGAUAACAAAGUGCUCUUGACCGCUUCUGCUCCGCUCUCUCGUCUUCCCGCGGAAGAUAGCGGGGGGAGCGGAAGUGGAAAUAUUGUAGAACCAAAGCUGAGAGCAUACCAGGCACAGGCUGGUGAUAAUUCUUAUUCCGUAGAGGUUGCUCAAAUUGGUGAUACGAAGCAUUUUGCAAGCGGAAUAUUGCAAUUCGAUGCUUCGUAUCACUAAUGUAUAGGUUUUUAUUUAUUUUUAUUGUAUUUCCCAGUAUCAUUUUGUGAUAUAGCGUGCGAUGAGUCAAGUUUAAAUUUAUUAUUUAGUGAACUUGUGAUUCAAUAGGAAACGUAUCUUUACAGUUGAUCGACAAGUAUAGAUAGAAAUAACGUUACGAUACAAGGCUGAUUCUGUAUUUAGGUGAUCGGAAACUGUGCAGGAUGAGGCACGGGUGUAACACAUAAUUCGAAAUUAUUUAAAAACGUACGGAAUUGCAAUACAAAUCGAAAGUGCGUUGUCGUCGAAUGCAACGGAUCUGCAUACACUUUUAUUUUCUGUGCGUACAGAAAAAGUUUAUAUAGGUCGUAUCUAACUCGACUAUCAUCGAUACGAAUAUUAAACCGUGUACAUAGGUUUGGGAGACUAGUUUACAUAUAAUGUCCCGUGCCUAUUCAUCAUAAAGAUGAUGAACGUUAAUAAGGGGGAAAUGACUAAAAAAUAUGCCGUAGGUGGAGCAGCCAUCCCACCUCGUACUGAUAAUUCUGCAGCCGGAUACUUGUUGUUUUAUUUAAUGCUAUACAGUGUUAUACAGACUACAGAUAUUUACAACAAUAUUAUAUUCUUACAGAGAAUUAUAUUUACUUUAUUAUUGCAGCGCAAUGUGCAAUGACAUAGCUCGUACAUGAUAUAUUUUUCACAUGCAUACAUUGCAAUAUACAGCCAAUCGACAGCUCAACAGAGUAAUAAUAUUUAUUAUUAACAGUUAUCAACAAACCGUGAUCGCAACUAUGCAGCAGAUUGAAUUAAACAAUAUAUAAUAAGGGGGCAUUGUGUUUGUGCUGGUUUUUUUCUCGUAUGUAGUUUGGAGAGGAUCAUUAUUUUCUUUG